AAAUUCCAAUGUCCAAGCUCGCAGUUUACGUGUAAAAAUUCGAGAUGCAUUCCAUCAAGUUGGAGAUGUGAUAAAGACAGUGAUUGCAAUGACGGAGAACCCGGAGGAAUCGGAUCCGAUGAAAUCGACUGUGCUGUAACAUGUUCUGAUGAAGAUCAAUUCCGUUGUGACAAUGGACAGUGUAUCUCAAGUCGUUGGCAAUGUGAUCGAGAUACUGACUGCAGAGAUGGCUCGGACGAAAAACCAGAAUUCUGUGCCAAUAAGACUUGUAAAGAAGAUCAGUUUCAAUGUGGAAAUGGGGCGUGUAUACCGAGGGCUUGGAUGUGUGAUGGACAGACGGACUGUGCUGAUGAUGAAGCGGAUGAGAAAAAUGAAGAAUGCACCAAAGUAACUUGUAAAGAAGGUGAAUUUGCGUGUAAAAAUGGCCGCUGUAUCGAAGAAAGAUGGAUGUGUGAUCAAGAUGAUGAUUGUUACGACAAAUCAGACGAGGAUCCAAAACUUUGUCCUGUCCAGAGUUGUGAAACAGAUGAAUUUCAAUGUGAAAAUAAGUUGUGUGUGAAAAGUUCCUGGGUUUGCGAUGGUGAUUUAGAUUGUAAGGACGGCUCGGAUGAAAAGAAUUGUAGCGACACAGCAUUGAUUGGCUCGAAAUGUUCUAAAACUGAGUUUGUGUGUAACGGAACCUUUGAAUGUAUCCAUAUGUCAUGGAGAUGUGAUGGUGAUGCUGACUGUACAGAUGAAUCUGAUGAACAUGAUUGUGUAAUAACUUGUCGAAGUGAUCAGUUUAUGUGUGUUGAGGAAAGUUAUUGUAUUUCUGAUGUUUUAAAAUGUGACGGCAAUCCUGAUUGUAAUGAUAAUUCUGAUGAAGAGGGUUGUCCUACACAGUGUAAGAAGAAUGAGUUUGAUUGUCAAGGAAACGGUAAAAAAUGUAUCCCCAUGCAUAAAGUCUGUAACCAUCAGAAUGACUGUGGAAUGUUUGAGGAUGAAGAUCCAGAGAGAUUUAACUUUGAUCCAUGUGAAGAUAAAAACAAUCGUUGUAACCAAGUAUGUGUUAACGACUAUCAAGGGGGAUAUAUCUGUCAAUGUCAUAAAGGUUUCAAACUCAACACCACUACUGAAUGUAUAGAUAUCAACGAAUGUGAGACACCUGGAACCUGCUCUCAACUCUGUACCAAUACCAAGGGAUCAUUUAAAUGUAGCUGUGAAGAAGGAUAUAUGUUAGACGAAAAUAAACAUUGCCGUGUUGAUGGUAAAGGCCCACAACUCUUACUGGCUAAUCGUAAAGAUCUACGAAGAAUUGAUAUCGCUGAUCAGAGGAAGUUUGAUUAUUCGUUGUUGGUGAAAGAUGCCAGUGUCGAGUGUGCCAUUGCCGUGGAUUAUGAUAUCAGAAAUAACAAAGUUUACUGGACUGACGUCAGUAUGGAAAAGAUUUUAAGUGCUGAUAUAGAUGAUAAUACAACAGUAACUACAGUGGCUGAUACCUUCGUAAAUACACCAGACGGUAUCGCAGUUGAUUGGAUCCACAAACAUCUUUACUGGACUGAUACAGGCUAUAAUAAAAUAGAAGUCUCAACACUAGAUGGUAAAAUGAGACGUGUUUUAAUUGAUAGUGAUUUAGAUGAACCUAGAGCUAUUGUCUUGGAUCCUUCUAAUGGUUAUAUGUACUGGACUGAUUGGGGUGAGAAUCCCAAGAUUGAGAAAUGUGGAAUGGAUGGCAGCAACAGACAAGUUAUUAUUCAGAAUAAACCUAAACAGAAUAUUGUUAUUGAAUGGCCCAACGGUAUCACUAUUGAUUAUGUAAAUGAAAGACUAUUAUGGUUGGAUGCCAAAUUACAUAAAAUAGUAAGCAGUGAUUAUGAAGGAAAUGACUUACGACUUGUUCAUUCUUCUCAUGCUGACGUCCACCAUCCAUACGGAAUUGCUGUUUUUGAAGACUUCAUCUACUACACAGACUGGAAAUCUGAAUCAGUACGGAAAAUGAACAAAUUUGGAAUUGGUAAACCAACAGUAGUUGCUUUAGAUCUGAACGAACCCACUGAUGUUCAUAUCUUUCACGAAUACAAACAACCACAAUGGUCCAACAGAUGCCCAGCAGAUCAUGGCUGCCAACAUUUCUGUCUACCCAGUCCUUCUGAUGUUAAAUAUAGCUGUGUCUGCCAAAAUGAUUUCAAUUUGAAUAUUGAUAAGAAAACGUGCUCUGAAAUUCGUAAACAAUCAUUACCCACUGAGAAAUCCCAGUUCUGUCUGUUUAGCCAUGUUAUAUUUUCUAUUUUUCAGAUCUUAUUUGUGUUCUUCAAAAGAUUACGACGAAAAAAUAUUAAGAGUAUGAAUUUUGAUAAUCCUGUCUACCGUAAAACAACAGAAGAACAAUUUGCUAUUGAUAAAGCCAAUAAAUUACCUCCUGUAAGUUUAUAUCUUGUAUUCUUAAUAUUAUUGAUAAUAGCGUCAUCUGCUUAUUCUGGAAGCUGA
This is a messenger RNA of Lottia gigantea (owl limpet), 2466 nucleotides long. RefSeq lists its product as hypothetical. The record is from RefSeq and is a predicted model, not a curated record. Lineage: Eukaryota; Metazoa; Mollusca; Gastropoda; Lottiidae. The annotation marks the transcript as partial. Gene Ontology annotation, molecular function: protein binding; calcium ion binding. The transcript has 13 exons.